This is a messenger RNA of Acyrthosiphon pisum (pea aphid), 2750 nucleotides long. RefSeq lists its product as uncharacterized. NCBI's taxonomy places the organism in Eukaryota, Metazoa, Arthropoda, Insecta, Hemiptera, Aphididae. The transcript is spliced from 14 exons. Bases 246 to 2633 code for a protein of 795 amino acids. The record is from RefSeq and is a predicted model, not a curated record. Gene Ontology annotation, molecular function: protein binding; DNA binding.
GCAUGGUCACCCGCCAUUUCGCGACUAAAGUUGUCUAAACCAUACCCUUAUCAACGCGUCCUGAAUGUCGUGGUGAGUCUGCUGUUUGUGUGGAAUUUUUGUAGAACUAAUAUAAAAUCAUUUCUCGACUAACCGUCGCGUGAAUUCCUUAACCUGCCGAUUUUCGCUCUACGAUCAAAACACUCGUAACUCAAUUAAUAUUAUUGUGUUCUACACAGCAGUCUGAGGAAAGAAAAGUAUCAACGAUGGAUAAAUCGGAGGGGAAGAAAUCUGCUGGUUUAAAAGAAACCAAUAAAACAGAACAAUAUUUUAUUGGAUUUGAUAUUGAUGAUGAUGUAUUGAUAAUUAUUGAAAAUAAGAAAAAAUUUAUAAAAAUGGAACUAAGUAAAGAAACAGGUGAACCUAUGGAAGUAGAAGAUGCAUCCAUUGUUAAUAACAAUCAGGUUAAUAAAAAGAUACAGUCCAGAUCAAAUAUAUCAUCACUAGAACCCAAUGAUGUUAAGAACAAUUGGAGUAAUAAGAGGCUUAAGAAAGAGAAUUUACGCAGUGAUGCCUUAGAACAAGUUCCCCCUACUUUAGAACUUACUACUCCAACAUUCAACUUUACCUCUUCGAACACUAGAACAAGCCGUAGUAGGGGUAAAAAAAUUAAUGUUGAUAUCAGGGAUGCUAUUUAUAAACUUCCAUUCAAGCAUGGUUGGAAACGAGAAUUAGUAUACAGAACAUCAGGUGAAUCUACUAUUCUUAAUCGCACAAAUAGAAAUGGUGAUGUAUACUAUUAUUCUCCGACUAACCAAAAACUUAGAUCAUUACGAGAAAUUCAAGAACAAUUGGACAUCUUAUCUGAUAAAGAUCUAACCAUAGAAAGUUUUACAUUUUUAAAACAACCAAUUGGCAUGAAUGAUCGAUCUAAAGAACUUAUCAGAGAUGCAAAUUCUAAAUUAUCUAAAGAAGACUCUUUUGUUGGUGUUGCUGUUAAACCUAAAAAAUCUAAGACAUCCCUACAGCGUCCACCAUUUGAUUUUGAAUUGUCAGAUGAUGAAAACAACAAGUCUUCAAGUAAAAUGAAAAUUGUUUUUAAAAAUACUAGGAGCUUCUCUACAUUGAAAUCUAAAAAAGGUAUUUCAGAAUCAAUGAAUACAUCUUCAUCUACACCUGAAUACAUAUCUGAAGACUGCCAAGCUACUCAAUCUAGUGCAUCACCAAAAGUUUCUUCUCCAAAACUUGAGAAAAUUGAAAUAACCAACACAAUAGUUAAAAGAAGGAAUUCUGAAAUAAAUGGAUCUUUAAGAGAAAUUGUAACACCUUCCACAUCCAUGCAAUCAUUCAAUUACAUGGCUAUAGCGUUGAGACAUGUUUUUAAAUAUUUGAAAAUGGAUGAGCUUUUAUCAGCUUCUAGAGUAUGUACCGCCUGGAAUAUAAUCGCAAUGAAUAAAACCUUAUGGCAGAAUGUUCGUUUAAAAAAUUCUAUGGUCUAUGACUGGGAAAAAUUUGUAGAUUCAAUUGAUCAACAAUUAACUGAUACAUUAGACACUAGACGUAUGUUGAUGCCAUCUAAAGUUGAAGACUUCGAAAGUUUUUGGUUGCAAUUUGCAAGGGCAAUGAAAAGAGCGCAACAGUUAAAAUUCAUUGACUUGUAUAGAUGUCCUGUUACUGUUGUUGAAGAUAUUAUUUACUCAUUACCUCAAAUUAAAGUACUUAGUGCUACUUCAAUAAAAAAUCCAAAUUUGAUGAAAGAGAUGAAAGAUCCCAACGAUUUAAUGUACAUAAACUUAAAUUAUUUGGGACAAAUGACCAUGCUCACAGAUUUAAGACUAAAGGGCUUAACUGGAAUGAAAUUGACGGGAUUGUCAUCAUUUGAAAAUUUAAUACAUCUGAAGAGAUUGUCAUUAACCUCUUUCAAAGUAUUUCCAAAAGAGAUCUAUAAGAGAUUGAAUACUAUUACUGAUAAUAUUGAGUUUUUUGAAAUUGGUGAUUGCGAAAGCUUAACAAAGGAUUUUGCUGUGCCACUUAAAAGAUUUGUCAAUUUGAAAACAUUGAGAUUAGAAAAUUGCUGUAAUGAAUGGGAUCAAUCUGCACAGGAUGUUUUUACUGUCAUUAGAGGUCUUGAAAAGCUCAAUGUUCUGGAAUUGGUAAACAUAGAAUUCAGUAAUUGUGUCGAAGAAGAAUUGGAAAAAUGUGAUGGUAUUAAAGCUUUACUGAUUAUUCCUGCUUACAUGAGCCAAUCCGCAACUACUAACCGUCACCUGAUCGAAUGUCUCAAGAAACUCUCCAAGACAUUAACUCACUUGAUUUGGGGACUAACUCAUGAGUUACUCCGUGUUACUGACUUAUUUAUAACUCAAUAUCUUCAGAACCGGCAUACUAUUGGUUAUAAUUUAGAAUUAUCCCAUACCAACAAAACAACCGACAAUAUACCUAUACUCAGAACAAGAAGGCACCGUCAGCAACCAGACGACCAGACUACUCCAGAAAAAGAAAAUCCCGAGUCAGAUAAUGUUGAUAUACUUUCAGUUCCUGAUUUAGAGAAAAUGUUAGAAACUAUGAUGCCUAAUGCUAAGACCAAGAUAGUUAAAGUUCCCUUUUCUGGAACAACUAGAGUUUAUUUGAGUGAUCAUUUAAAUAAUCUCUAAAAUAAUUGUAUAGUAUUCAUUAAUUGUUUCUUUACAUGAGAAACAUUUUGUGAUAUAAUUUUAUUUUUUGUGACCAGGAAAUUUUUUUUUUUUAUUUCAAGGUGGAGAUUUUAAUAA